Lymnaea stagnalis (great pond snail) is the source of this 1430-nucleotide messenger RNA. NCBI's taxonomy places the organism in Eukaryota, Metazoa, Mollusca, Gastropoda, Lymnaeidae. The record is from the annotation of a GenBank genome assembly.
GACAUCUCUUGUGUCUCCCCGUCGUCAGCUCUGGACAGUGAAGCUCCAUUCGGCCCCGUUCCAGUGGACCUCGAAUCUCCGCCAACUAGCUCGCCUGGUUCUGCUCCGACUGCCCAUUUACUGGCAAGGCGACACAGCUGUGUGAGCGCGAGGACAGAAGCUGCGGACAUCUCUGGCGUCCCUCCGUCUGUCGCCGGGGACGGCACGGACCGGGAGAAAUUCAAGGACGCGUACCUGAGCUCGCUGUGUCUGACCCAACGGUCCCCCCGUCCGCGGGGCCUGCCCGUUCUCAAAACAAGAAUAUCCCAGUUUGAAAUGUUGACCAGAUCAACGCCACCCCGACUUGACCUCGCUGGUCAGGGGGCGGUCGGUGUGAACACUUCCGGCUCAGGCACGGACAUCGGGGAUAGAGGUCUAAUCCAAGAGUCUCACAAUAGGGGUCAGCCGUCAGUUAAUAAACGCGCUAAUGAUGUUACUGUGAUAACAAGUGAUCGAUCCAAUCGUGGAGAUAGUGAUCGUGUGAUACAAGAUAGCAGUUCUGUGGAUAAUGUGAUACAAGGUAGUAGUUCUGUGGAUAAUGUGAUACAAGGUAGUAGUUCUGUGGAUUGUCUAGAAAAUUUGACACCAAAAGUCAGAGGCUAUCGAGCUAAAAAUAAAAAUCUACCUGACUUAAUUGUUAAGAACAAAAUUAUAGAUAAUGUUGACAGUCCCUCAACACCGGGUGUGGUCUAUCCACAAGCCUCACCCAGCCCAUCUGAGAUCUAUCCACAAGCCUCUUCCAGUCCAUCUGGGGUCUAUCCACAAGGCUCGUCCUGUCCAGCUACGCCCAGUCCCUGUUGUUUCGCCAACCCCACCGACUCCUCGGUUAGAAGAAACCCGCCCGGGUACAGACCACCUGUGCCGCCAAAACCUAAACUGCCGGCGUGGUUGAAAAAGAAACUGUUUGCCAAAGUCGAAACGCGACAUUGGACGCACAGCGAGCAGGAAGCCUCAAUGACCCGAGUUAAGCCCGGAUUAAGGCAGCCCCCCAUCUCACACCCGGGGCACGUUCUCCUGAGGAGUUUCAGUGCGCCAGUCCAUGACCAAAGUUUACAUUUCUCGCCAUCUGGUCACACGCCAUUGGUUGAUUUCGAGUCGACAGGUUCUUGCGUGACGCCCCGUGGUACCGAUCCUCACGCGGUGGCUGAUGGCGUAGACGUAGACACAUCCGUUUGCGGUACUCUUCCAGGUUCGCUGAUGGAGCAGCCUCAGUUAAGUUUGGAUAGUCCGACAAGAUUUCGUGUGAAGGAUUUUCGUGUCCCGUCCUCGGCCAUCAGCAAGGCUUACACGGAGGAAGAGAAGGCGUUCAUUCAGGAGUCGCUGCGUCAGUCGGGGUCUCGGCGUGUCAGAUCUCAGAGUCUAGAGUCCAGCGUUGUCAUGGUUGAACCAGG